Owenia fusiformis is the source of this 2465-nucleotide messenger RNA. NCBI's taxonomy places the organism in Eukaryota, Metazoa, Annelida, Polychaeta, Sabellida, Oweniidae. The record is from the annotation of a GenBank genome assembly.
CUUUUAUAUGGCUAUAAAUCCACUACCGAAAUAAAAAGAUUAUUUUUUAAGCGAACUUGACUUUAACAGUCGGAUUCUGUUGGAUUUUAUUAGAAAAGAAUACGAAUGUUAGUUAAUCUAAAGGGAUAAUCGCACCCGAAGGCAUGGUGGACCUUUAUGUGCUUACAGGAUCAGACAACAUAAAGUAGUAAGAAAACACACAACAACACAACACCCCCGGGUGUAGAUGAACUCGAAAAAGGUGUACAAUCGCAAAAUAAACAAAACAGUUUCAAUUAGGAAUAAAAAACAACAAAUCAUAUCAUGAUAUAAGAUCAGGAUAAGUGAUUAAAAUCUGGGGAUAUGUGGAUGGAAUGAACCUAAUAUAAACGCUAACCACAGAAAUAAAAUGUAAUUUCAUCACUCGAUCUUCAGAUGCUUCAUCUUUAUCACGGUAUCAAUGGAUCACAAAAUGCUUGAAAUUGUCGGACGCAGUAAAACAUGUUUCUUACUCAAAAGAGUUGCUUUUUUCUGUUCCUCAUUGUUUUCUUAAGCGCUCUGUCGUCAGUGGUCGCGUUAGGAGCUAAUAUCAUCUGCAAUAGGAUCCCCGGGCUUGCCCCUAAACAGAAGGAGAUUUGCCAACGUCGGCCCGAUACUAUCGUGGCCAUUGGGGAGGGCGCCAGACAAGGAAUCAGCGAGUGUCGCUGGCAGUUUAGAGGACGGCGUUGGAACUGUACUCAUCUGGGCAGUGAAAAAGCAACAUUCGGGCAUGUACAUAUAUUGGGAACAAAAGAGGCCGCGUAUACAUAUGCAGUAACUUCUGCCGGGGUGGCAUAUUCAAUCACCCAAGCCUGUAGCCAGGGCAACCUCUCCAGCUGUGGCUGCGACAGAAGCAAACUCGACGGGCAAUACUCCCCCAAAGGCUGGCGCUGGGGCGGAUGUAGUGCGGAUUUCCGCUAUGGACUUGAGUUCGCUCGCCAGUUUGUAGACGCCAGAGAGAUAGAGCACGAUGCCAGAUCCUUGAUGAACUUACAUAAUAACAGAGCGGGGAGAAAGGCAGUUAAAGACAGGAUGGGCACAGAAUGCAAGUGCCACGGGGUAUCAGGAGCUUGUACGAUAAAAACAUGUUGGACAACUUUACCUCGAUUCAGAGAAGUUGGAGACUUUCUAAUGAAGAAAUACAAGAAAUCCAAGCUAGCUAGACCCACAAAGGGAAAACGAGCAAAAACACCUAUUGUCUUACAAUUAAAAAGGUCCCGACGAACAAAUAAAAAACCCCGUAGAAGUGACCUGAUUUAUUUGGAUCGUUCCCCCAAUUAUUGUGAAUAUGACCCCGAUUUAGGGUCACUGGGGACAGUGGGACGAACGUGCAAUAGAACCUCCGUUGGGACGGAUGGUUGCGACUUAAUGUGUUGUGGACGAGGGUAUAACACGCAUCAGUUUACCCGGACUUGGCAGUGUAAUUGCAAGUUCCAUUGGUGCUGCACUGUCACAUGCCAAUCGUGCAGUGAACGGACGGAAGAAUACACUUGUAAAUAAUUCAACAUAUAUCUCCAUGGAGACAAGAUCAGUCACCAAACAACCGUUGCCAUAGUUACUUCAUCACAUUCAGCUUUUUUUUAAAAGGAGUUUCGUAGAAUGUCUAUGAUGUUAACUCAAAACAUACAUAGUGCCACUUAAAAAGGAAUAUAAGAUACACCUUGAAAAACUGCACAAAAACUACACAAAAACUGCAGAUCAUUAUUAGAUUAGUGCGUUUCUGGAAUAUACACUGUAAAUACUACUGUAUCAUAUAUAUAUAUAUUUGAUUAUAUAGUGUAUAUUAUAUUAUUAGUACACAUUGUACAAUGUAUUAUGCAAUAGGCCUCUAAACUUUAAAAUAUCUCAGAAAUUGUUUUAAGUGAAAUUGAAAAAUAUCAACUUUCAUCAGUUUGCAUUCGUGUAUACGUGCAAUAGGACAUACUCGAUGUUGAAAUCCCCAAAUCCAAUGAGAUCCCCUUAUAUUCUCUACAAAUACUAAAACCAUACGAAACACAAUAAAACCUCCCACAUUCCUGUCUCAGUUUGUCACCUUGAUGUAUUAACAAAUAUUAGUAAAUCUAUCAUUUGACAUAGUACCCUAAGCAUGACAGUAACAAAAGAAACGUUAUAAAGACCUGAUCAAGAGAUUUAUUUUAACAGAAAGCGAUUAGGUGAAAGUUUGUUUUUCUAAAUGAGUUUAGUGAAUCUGUUCAAUAAAUCGCGGUGUGGCAUGUUCAUAGACAAAUAUUAUCAAGUGUACACAAUGAAAACAAAAUUAACCUUAAAAUACAAAUACGAUUUUACUAUCCAGCCAGCCAGCCAGCUUGAAAUGAAUAUCACAUUAACGUGUCAUUGUCUUGAGACAACAGUCAAAAAUAUUUUUAAAUGAAUAAAAACAUAAAUUGUAUUAUCCUUUGUUUAUUGUCAAACGCUUGUUUUAUGUGUAGACCUUCAAUGUGCAUGAG